Molecule: messenger RNA, 856 nt
Organism: Magallana angulata
Lineage: Eukaryota; Metazoa; Mollusca; Bivalvia; Ostreida; Ostreidae
Product: small cardioactive peptides-like
Exons: 7
Coding region: 171-695 (174 amino acids)
Source: RefSeq, a predicted model, not a curated record
CAUCUCCAUAUAGAUUUCAAGAUUGUAAAAUUCGUCACGUGCUUAAUAAUUGAUGACGUCAUUUUGUGUUCUGGAAGUGGGUGGUCAAGAAGUAUUUGUCUGCAUACACGUGCUUUGAUCUUUCAGAGGGUCACUGGAAUUCACCAGAGUCAGAGCAACAACAAAUCACUAUGCUUGUGUCCGGGAUUACAUCUUUCAUGCUCCUUUUUGUCUUGCUUCUGCAAACGGAUGCAAAGCCAACAUCAGCUUUAAGACAGAAGCGUGCUCCUGGAUUUCAAUUCCCGCGCUUGGGAAGGUUACAAGAAUAUAAAGUAAACAAGCGGCCCUUACAAUUUCCACGCUUGGGUGGGAAAAGAUCUUCUCCACCCGAGAAGUUUGACAGUUCUCCAGACAUUUAUGUCGAAGAAAUUGAACCGGUUUUAAAUGAUGAUAUAAUAGAUAGUUUUCUAAGGGGACAAAAUGAUUUGUCCCCUCAGGACCGUUAUCAGGAAAGCGAAGUGAAUAAAAGGGGAAUUCAGUUUCCAAGAUUGGGAAGAAAAAGGAGUUCAUUAGCUGACAUGCACACCUAUAGAGAAUAUGCAGAAAAAAUGUUAAAUUCGGCAGAUGACGAUUUUCCACAUGACAUUAGAGAGAAGCUGUUGUCAAUGCUCCACUCAGAUGACGAGGGACCGACAAAUAGAAUCAUCAUCAUCUGAAUCUGUCACGUUUAGCCCAUUCUUAUUCAACAGACUUAUUACAGACUGUUUAGAUAGCUGAUUCAUCAUAUCAUUUCAAACGAUCUCUUUAUUUAGGUUUUAGUCUUUUCACCAUAAAAUGUACUACUAUUUUGUCUAAUAAAUGAUUUUUUAAAAAGAAA